Messenger RNA from Lecanosticta acicola, 2126 nucleotides. Lineage: Eukaryota; Fungi; Ascomycota; Dothideomycetes; Mycosphaerellales; Mycosphaerellaceae. The record is from the annotation of a GenBank genome assembly.
AUGGCCACCCAGGAGACUCCAGGCAACACGAACGACGCACCGAGGAGCGAGGAGACAUCCGCCCCUACUGCCACCGCUAUCCCCGAUUUCCUCCUCUCACCCAAUGCGAUCUUCAAAGACGAAGGCGUUGCCUGGAGAUAUGGCAAGGCCCCGGACUACAGCAAGACGCGCAAAGUCUGGGAAGAAGGUCAGUCUUCUUGCCUUCUUUCUUUCUUUCUUUCUCCUCUCUCGAAGAUCGCCUGGUUCAGGAGAGCCCUUGGAAGCCACAGCAUUACAUGUCACCGCAAUGCACCGAGUUGCCUUCUCCGCUUGCAAGUCUCGAAGCUCCAGACACAGCCAGAGGAAAACGGGACGAUGUAUUCUUGGAUGAGGCACCACAGAGCUCUCGGCCCAAAAAGAGAAAAAAAAAGGGGGUGGCGAUAAUACUAACAUUUUCGGCAUCAACAGGCAGGUCGAUGCAUCACGCGCCGGGCAGCAUGGAAGAGUUUGUCGAGAAUCUCGUCAAGAACUGGGAAGUCGAGGCGUCUUUCAAGCCCCGGCUGGCGGACUGGCGGACGAUCAAUCAUGAGAAAUACUCGUUCGCCAUGGCGGGGGGUCCUCCUCAGUAAGUUGUUAAAAAAAAGGACAAGACAAGUUACCUUUUUGUCCUGGAAAGAUUUCCCCAUCACGACGGAGACACAUACGUUGGCUGACGUGGAGGCUAGGUCUGCGGAGCAUAUGAUCAAGGUUAGUCGGUUGGUGGUUGAUUGGUUUUCGUUGUCAUCCUCAUAUAUGCAUGCAUGCCCUCGAUUGAUUUGAUCCCGUGGCAGUGGGCAUCCUCGCUGACGUGUUGCCGGGUGUGGUGGUGGUGGUGGUGUAGGUGGGCACGUACAACGGCAUCAUCGCGCCGAAUGAAUACUACAGCCCGGCGAACAGCGAUUUCGCCUCGUCGCACAAGACGUUCAAGCGCAUGAUGCCCACGUUCGCGUGGGAGGUGUUGGAGAUCUACAGCCCGCCGCCGCGGGUGGCUUUCCGGUGGCGACAUUGGGGCACGAUGAAGAAUGAUUAUGUCGGGUUCAAUGAGUAGGUGAUUGACUGACCCCACCGCCGUCGCCCUCCCUCCCUCAUCAUUGUUUUGGGACACGACGACGAGCAUGCCAGCGUUCUACGGGCGUCUUGGGCUAAUGCGGUUGCACAGCAAGGGCGAGAAAGUCACAGCCAAGGCCCACGGCGGGCAGAUUGAUAUCCAGGGCGUCACGGUGGCCUCGGUCGACGAGAAGUUUCGGCUCUGUGACCUGCAGACGUGGAUGGAUCCGCUGGAGAUGUUCCGACAGAUCGCGCCGCAGGGUGUUGUCAACAAGGAAGUCAUGAAUCGCAAGGUCGAUAUGGAGACCGCUCUGGACAUGGGACCCGACGGCAACGGGAAGGCCUCCUCCGUAGCGGGACAUGGCAAGGAGAAGGGCCAUCACAGUCCUGAUGCCGCACCGGAAGCUACUAUCAUUCAGGCCAAGCAUGAGUCGAACGCGACCGGUCUCGCUGCAGACGCCUAUAUCCCACAUCAAGGGACGAGCGCAGAUCGAAGCCAUGAGGGCCAUUCGGAUGAGAUGGACGUCCAGUUCCAUGAUGCACAAGAGUCUCAACAUCCCGCUGCGGCCAUCAUGUCCUGUCCGAGAACAGGCGCCCGCGCCAUCAUCGCGACAGCCGCCACGCACGGAGCGCAGGCGCCCGUUGUACAGCCUGCGUCCACGUAUCAAGAAGUGAAAGCCAGACUGCCAGCGGAUCAGCCAACGUCUAGUGAACACCAGCCAGAGCAGACGAGAUCCGACGACGACGACGACGACGACUACGACGACGACCACAAGCUACCCAGAUCCAUCUACACCUCGGCGGUGAACGGUAGGGAGGAGCCGAGCGCUGCUCCGCAGGCAGAGGACGUGGCGGUGGCUCGAGAUCUCGUCGACUCACAUGUGGAACAGGCCGCAGAGCAGGUCCAUCCUCAGCAGCCCAAGGAUGCCGAACAGCUCGUUCAGCCGGCCCCGGGCGAGGCGGUCGUCGCGGCUGCUUCGAGCGAGGAGACGCGUGCUACGCACGAGGAGAUGAGCCGGGUCACGCCGGGCGAGUGUCCGGUCUUGAUGAACCGCGAAUAA